Messenger RNA from Plectropomus leopardus (leopard coralgrouper), 4027 nucleotides. It is a transcript of the gene znf839, whose product is annotated as zinc finger protein 839. NCBI's taxonomy places the organism in Eukaryota, Metazoa, Chordata, Actinopteri, Perciformes, Serranidae. The record is from RefSeq and is a predicted model, not a curated record.
AGCGAUAGAUGUCGUAAAUAACAAAUGAAAUACAAUCAUCAAAAGGAAAGAGAAAGAGAAAAAAAGCAGUGUAUGAUAACACUGUGGGUGUUUAAGACUCUCGUGCAUAUAUUGACAGUGGAGGCAUGGCUCAUAAUAAAGGCAGCAGAGGGCUGCAUUUAACAAUUAAUUUGAAAAUGUUUUAUAAAAUAAUUCUAAUUAAAAUGUCGAAUAAUAAAUUAUUAAAUAUGCUUGUAUAAAGAAUUCUAAUUAAAUGUCAAAUAAUAAAUUAGAGAAUAUACUUGUAUAUCUGGCAAAAAAGAAGACACGAUCAUCACAAUGUUGAAUGAUGUUGGGGCGCCCGGUGACUCAGAGGCCGUUAGAGCCGUCAGAGGCGAUGAAAAGUCCGCAGGAAAGAGCUCUAACAUGGUGAACGGUUCUGAGUCCGGUCCGGUGCUCCGGUGAUCCGCUCCGGGAGCUCCGCUCCGCCUCUGACAGCUAAGCUAGGCUAAUUCAAACGGCCCGAGCUAACGGUAACCUGCGGCCGUUAUCAGCGCUCCGUUAAUGUUACUUUCGCCCACCGGAGCGUCUCAUCCACCGACACUCACCGACUCAUCAAUAACUAUCGAUCUGCCCUCAUCGACCGACGAUCAGGCUGAUUCGGUGACCGCGCGGCCGCCACUCUGAGCUAAGCUAACAGUUAGCUUCUCCGCCAAAAUGGCGAAUAACGACGAAGACCGAACAACAACCGGGGAGCCGCCGGGAGACAGACCCACUGAGGCCGGGGCACGGAGCACCCAGCCCGGGGAGAGAGCGCAGAGCGAGGCCGGGGCACGGAGCACCCAGCCCGGGGAGAGAGCGCAGAGCGAGGCCGGGGCACGGAGCACCCAGCCCGGGGACAGUGCUUCGACGGGGCCCGGGGCCCCGCUCGCGGAGCUGCUGCAGAGCUGCCCGGAGGAGCAGAGCCUUCUGGUGGGCCCGGAGUUCCCGGGUCUGGCUCCGGGUCUGGGUCCGGACCUGGUCAACACCACCAUUAUUUACGUGCAGGCGGACGGCAGCCUGGUCGAGGGGUCCGGACUGACGGCCGAGGAGCAGCAGGUCCUGCUGGACCAGCUCACCCGACAGCAGGUGGUCCAGGUCUCUGACACAGAGGCCGCCCAACUGCUCAAGACCAUCCCGGUCCACCCCACCGCCCUGGACCCGAGCCAGCUGCAGCAGGUCAUCAACCAGGUCACCAAGUCCCAGCAACUGGUCCAGGUCCCUCAGCAACAGGUCCAGGUCCCCCACCAGCAGGUCCAAGUCCUCCAGCAGAACUUAAAGACCCCUCCUCAGAACAAUGCCUCCCAGCAGCUGAAGAGUGUGGCCCAGCAGGUGGCCCUGCAGACUGGGGGCUCGGUCCAGGUGGUCCAGAAGAAGCUGGAGCCCGUCAGGAUCCAGAUCCAGGUCCCCACUAAACAGGAGGUGAAGUCAGGCCCCGCUCCCCAGCAGCAGGUCAAAGUGUCGACCAACGGCGGCGCUCAGAUCAUCCACCUUCAGCCCGUGGUGGGUCAGCAGGGUCAGCAGUUCUUCCUGCAGCAUGGUACGGGGGACCCCCCAAUCCAGCUGCUGCUGCAGAGCCCUGCUCCUGUCGUUGGAUCUCUGCUUCCUUUGGUCCACAAGCUCACAGGCCAGACCACAUCAGCAGGCCCCACCCCCAGUCUGGCUGAGAAACCAGCAACGGCCCCAAUCAGAGUCCAGAUCCCCGCCAUCACCAAGACCCCGGCCUUCAGAGUCCAGACCCCCUCCAUUGCCAAGACCCCGGCCAUCAGAGUCCAGACGCCCUCCAUCUCCAAGACCCCGCCCACCUCUGCUGCUAAGACUGUUAGCGUCCCGCUAGCUAAAACCCCCGCUAACGGCAUGAGCAACACCACCGGCCAGAGUCCUGUUAAACCGGCUGUGGUCAUGACAGCGGCCCCCGUCCAGAUCGCCACACCUGCUGCUGUCCGAACCGUGGCCCCACCCCCCACAGCUCUGCCCACAGCAGUGAGGGACAGAGAGAGGGAGAAGGAGAAGAAGGCGAAGAGGAGGGAGAGGAAGGCAGUGAAGGUCCAGACCAGAUCCGGGCGGGUCUCCAGACCGCCAAAGUACAAAGCCAAAGACUAUAAGUUUAUAAAGACGGAGGACCUCGCCGACAGCCACCAGUCCGACUCCGACGACUACUCCGACAUGAGCGUGGAAGAGGAGGACGGCGGGAGGAAGGACGGCUUCGCCCCUGGGGCCUCCCCCUCCCUCAUCUAUAGCCACAAGUCCCGGUCCCACCGCUGCCAGACCUGCGACAAGGCCUACAUCGGCCCUGGGGGCCUGAACCGCCACUACAAACUGAACCCCAGUCACGGAGAGCCCGAACCGCCAGACAACACGCCACGCCCCCGCAGAGAUGACAGCCAGUCACAGGAGAUGACAACAGGCGCGGUCAGAGAGGAAGAGAAACCCGCCGCCGUGGCAACAAACAGAGUGGAGGGGGGCCCAGCAGCUGCUGUAGGACUGAGAGGCCUAAAUCACCGGGGCCCUGGCCGGCCUCGAGGACGGGGGAGGGGCAGGGGGCGGGGACGAGGGCGGGGACGACCGCUGGGACCGUCACCUAAGAUGACUGUGGGCCUGGUCAGUAGGCGGGGCCGUCGUGGUCGACCUCCGAAGCUCUCCGUCACCACAGUAACCACAGAGCAGCAGGUAGAGAGGAGAAGAGAGCGCCUGCAGGAGUUGGUGGAGCAGUGUGAGGAUGAGGAGCUGAUGGACAUCGUUCUUCCUCGUUUGACCAAAGUUUUGAGUCUGUGGGAGCUGCUGCUGGCAAAGGUGGAGGGUGGUGGUCCGACUCGGACCCGGUUUCCAGAUAUUUACUGUGAGUUUGAGUCUCUGCAGGCUCAGGUGAGACAGGCGGCUCAGGACUACAUCGUCAGCCCACACAGUGGAGCCAUGCCACUGGAGGUCAGAAACAUUGAGGUUGCCCGGUCUCUGGGAAUCCUGGAUGAAGUGAACCGGAUGAAGGUGGUUCCUGGAGCAUCUCCCAGCUCCGGUCCAACCAAUAAGAACGUCCGAUACAUGGAGAAUUCCAAGAUGUUGCCGCCUUCCAAGAGAUUCAAGAUGGAAAACAGCGUUCCAGUUCACCAAAACGGCAUUGAGACAACAGGUGGGUCCUCGGUAACCUCGUCUAUGAAACCCUGCUUGGUCUCAGUCUCUCCUCUGAUGGUUCCAGUGGGAUCCAAACAGCUGAUGGCUGCUGAUGACUCCGCCCCCAGCUCCUCCACUCAGACUCCGCCCCCCGACCAAGUGACACCAGGUGAGGACCAGGGGGUAGAGCCUCUGAAGACUGAUGCACAGGUAGAGCAGCCACCGGCGAGUCAAGACCAGGUCCUUAGCACCAGUGACAUCACAGCCCAGAUGAAGGUGCUGGAGAAAGCUCUGGGUUCAAGUCCUGAGGCCACGGCAGACUCAAAGACACCAGAGUCCACCCAGACACCUGAGUCCAGCUCCAUCCAGACACUUGAGUCCAGCUCCAUCCAGACACCUGAGUCCAGCUCCAGGACUCUGGUGUCCUCUCAGCUCCAGCAGAGGGCAUCCGGCUCAACGGAGCCCAAAGAGUUGCAGGAAGGUCAGGAGAUCUACAUCCAGACGGAGGGGCUGACGGUCCAGCUGGCUGAGCCCGGUUUGGACCGGAUUGUGAUUGUCAACGGGCCAGACGGGACUACCAUGCACAUCCAGACCCCAGAGGGCAUUCCCCUGGAGGCGGUGCAGGCCCUGCUGGGCAUCGAGGCUGCAGACGGAGACAAAGCUCCUCAGUAAACCCUGAACACGUACUCAGACUGAGAAGGGGGACUCGGACAGAUCCUCACACCCUCAGACCUCUUCAGGUGUUUCUGUUGAGUUGUUCCUUCAGAGUCUCACCUGCAUCAGACUCGACCAGUGGGACUCAACCAGUGGGACUCGACCAGUGGGACUCGUUCAGUCAGAAUGGUCCGGCAUACUCGAUCAGUCGGACUGGAUCACACGGACUCGUUGAGUCGGACUGGAU